AUGAAUGACUUGUCGCAAGAAGACAAACCCAAUGAGUCAAGGAAACCACCUCAAACUGUUGCUUCUCAAAUCAAUCCUUGUUGUGAUCUUGUCACAGGCGGCUCUCGUUUCAAAAAGGACAGUCCAUCAAGUGUGGUCAUCCGGUUGACGGGAGAAUGCGAGCUUCUGGCCUUCAAGAGAUCUCGAUAUAAGCCAUUGGUGGAGGGUGUUUGCUCAACUCGAAACUUUGUGCCACGGGGUCAGCCUUUAACGAUCCAAGAAAAUAUCUGUCAAGAAAAACCACCAUCAGGUCAAAAGCACUUACCCUUGACGUCCUCUGGUCUCCCGAACUUGGACAACGAAAGUGUCAUUCGCUCCACUGACGAGGGUAUUGCAUCGGCUUCAUCUACUAUUUCAUUGGGUCUGAAUACUCACUCCUUGGAGGAUUCAAUUCCAUUAAAAUCGACACCUCGGGUGAACUAUUCUACCUCGUUCGAGAUCGGAAAAACUUUGGCGAAAUCAGCCAAAGGACAUCGUAGUGCUAGUGGUAUUCAAUCCCAUCCGGUGUAUUUGGUUGUUUCGGAGCGAGGAAACCCGUUUGAAAGAUUGCACCAGGCCAAGGGGAUCAGAAACGUCAUCAGCCAAGUCCAAGACGUGAAUGACAUUUUGAAGAGACUCUCAAACAUGGGCGAUGAAGAGGAUUCAUCAUUUUCCUUGGGACUAGACCAAUUUUGCACCACACGAAAGAAGCUGUGGACGAUUUGCAGUGUUGUGGCCGCCAUCCUUGCGUUCAUAGUCUCGAUUGUGGCGGGUUCCAUUCACAAAGUCCAUGAAGGAAAUGUGGGGAUCUACUUUAAACACGGGGCUCUCUUGGACCAUUUCUCUCUCCCUGGCAUUCAUUUGAAGGCGCCUUUUGUCACGGAUGUUAAGGAAGUGAGCGUGAGACCUGAGACAGACACUUUGCCGGAUUUCAACACGGUCACGAAAGACGGCAUUCAAAACACAUUCUUUGAAGUUCAGGUCAUUUCAGACGUGAGCAUGCAACAAAUCGUGGCCCUCAUCAGAAAAUUUGGAAUGAAUUACAAGCAAGCUCUUGUGUUCGAUCGAAUCAAAGAGGAGCUCCGGAUAUUUUGUGCCAAUCACACCGUGGACGAGGUGUACAAUGAAAAGUUUCUGGACAUUGUGCAGGCCGUCAAGACCAGAACGGAAGAAAAAAUCAAAAGGCUGGGCAUGGACGGGAUCAAGAUCCUGAACUUGGUCAUUCCCAAACCCGAUAUCCCGCCCGAUAUCGUGAGCAACUACAAAGCCGUCAAGGUUCAAUGGACUGAGCAAUUGGUCGCCACGCAGCUACAAAGGACCGAGCAGAUCCGAAAAGAAACCGAGUCAAUGAAGGCCGUGGCCGAUGCCAACCGACAAAAGGCCGUCUUGGAGAUCGAGCUCCAGAAGCAUGUCCUCAUGAAGGAAGGUGAGAAGGAUGUCAGUCUCUUGGACAAUGAGAUCGUCAGGAAGAGGGAGGAAAGCAAUGCUGACGUGGAGGCAUACAAGAAAAUCAAGGAUGCAGAAGGCAAUGCCGUUCUGUUCACCAAAGAGUACGUCCAAUUGGAAAUGGCCAAGGCCUUGUCUAAUAACACCAAAUACUACUUCUCGGGCGAGCAGAGUGUGUUGGGUGCACUCCUCAAUCGGGUCCUAGGCAAGGACACCGAAACGUGAUAAUCCCUGGACUUUCACUGUCCCCUCGACCUACGAUAACAACAACAACACAAGUAAAAUUAAUACGUACUAUAUAUACCCUUUGUAUGAAAAGAAUAAAAAUCCCAACCAAACCCGACGGCCAAUUGCAAGACUUGACUUUGCGACAUGUUGAGGUAAUGGGGCACGACUUUUGCUCGUUCGUGCUCGACUACGUCCAUCUGUACUAGGGUUGGUCAAAAAUGAAAGGCUUUUAAGACUGAAAAGAGCGACAACACACAAGCAGAAUUCCUUUUUUUGCUAUUUUCUAAAGACCUUAAUCACACAAUGCACUAAGGGAUGAUCCAUGAUUUUUCAAAAGUGCUAUCAAUAACUUUUAAACUAUAGGACCUUUGACGUCAGGAUUUACUAAAACUGUCAAAACAAUUCAAAUUGGACCAACUAAUUGCUAAUAAAGAGAAAAAUUGAGAAGCACAAAAUUUCAACUUUUAGAUGUUUUCAAUUAAAACUUGUAUCCUUACACCAAUUCUAAAAUUUAAUUUUCCUCGUCACUAAUGUACAAGUUGACGGUUCGAUACACAAAAUGUAUACACAUGUUAGAUAAAUCAGACCGAUUCAAAUACAGAUAAUGGUGAUAGA
Messenger RNA from Tigriopus californicus, 2307 nucleotides. Its product is annotated as erlin-like. Gene Ontology annotation, molecular function: cholesterol binding; ubiquitin protein ligase binding. Gene Ontology annotation, biological process: SREBP signaling pathway. Lineage: Eukaryota; Metazoa; Arthropoda; Copepoda; Harpacticoida; Harpacticidae. The record is from RefSeq and is a predicted model, not a curated record. Gene Ontology annotation, cellular component: endoplasmic reticulum membrane; endoplasmic reticulum.